This is a messenger RNA of Guyanagaster necrorhizus, 1849 nucleotides long. RefSeq lists its product as uncharacterized. The transcript has 3 exons. NCBI's taxonomy places the organism in Eukaryota, Fungi, Basidiomycota, Agaricomycetes, Agaricales, Physalacriaceae. The coding region runs from base 236 to 1768 and encodes 510 amino acids. The record is from RefSeq and is a predicted model, not a curated record.
CGCGGACAAAAGCAUUUCCCCGGAGGCGCUUCAGCGGCUCUCUGAGAAAUUGACGGAGUUCACAGGAGGGGAAGAUGCUGCAAAGGGCAUGAUAAAUGGGAACCGUGGGGGUGAGCAGGUAAAUGAAGAGGGCCUCCCCAUUAUCGACAUCAGCGAACCUGACCUCGAGACUGGAUCGACCGGAUCGUCUUCGAACUUACCAUUAGUCGAGUCAGAUAUUAUCCCACUAUCCUCGAUGUCUCCGGCAGAACUCGAAGUCCGCAAACGCGAACAGAAUCGAAUAUUGGACAUGCUCGAGAUGGAGGAGGAGACGUUGGAACGAAAGGUAAACGAGGCUGAAACAGAACGGAGACGCGAGGCUCUUAAGAACAUGAAGGAAGCCAGCCGUGAAGGAGUCAAGAAUUUUGCGCAAACGCGAGAAAUGCAGAAGAAGAUGGGGAAAGCGCUGUUGCGUAAUAUGGCUGCUGCCAGGAAGAAGGAUGAGAAAGAGAAGGCUGAAAAAGAGGCAGAAGAUCUGGAAAAGGAAAAGGCAAGACGGAAGAAAGGACCUCAAAAGACGGUUACGUUCGCUGAACCCGAGAAGGAAGAUGAGGAGAAAGAGAAAGAGGGAGCGAUGCAUGAAUGGGGCGACGUGGCACAAGGAAGAUUGACUUCGACAAAACGACCCACACUGCUUUCAAGAUUGAAUGAUAACACCCUUCCUAUGAGGAUGUCCGUUGUCGAGCGAUCGCCUGGUCAGUCAAAUUCGCCUCCAGAGCCGCCACAAAUUAUGGCUGACUCUGAUGACGAAUCCGACCCUCCACUAUCUGAAUUUGGGUCGUCAACGGAUUCUCCGUCUGAAGCAGAUGAGGAAGUUGAAGAAGGUUUUGACAUGGACUAUGCCCAGCACCAGCGCGAGAUUGCCCUGGAGUACCACAAGAAACGAGAGACCAUUAGCCGCGACGUCUCUCUUGCCAUGCAGUCACACACACAUGAAGAAUCCGAGGAGCAGCUAAGUACUUCUGCAUUCAAGAAGAAAACGUCAUUAUCCCAUUUCAAAUCUGAACGACUAGCGUCCUCGUACGGAGCUUCAAACCUUCCAUCGUCCUUACCUCCUACAUCUCAGUGUCUUGACGCUUCAGUACUCCCUGCGUUAGACUCAGAGACCCUACGCAAUGCCGUCCGUAUGGGCAGACUCGACUCAGACGACCGGCUCAUGGGGGGAGCGGAGAGCGAUAGUGAAGGAGACAACGAGGCAGUCCAAGAAAUCCUCCAGCACCUCAAGAAGGGCGAAGCGUACAACGCCGGACCGAGCAAGACCAAGGCUAACAGUGCGAAGGACUCCAUUCUCCCCGAAAACCUUCCCCCACUUUUACCAAGAGCGAAACCGUCAAGGUUCAAGGCUGCGCGAUCACAAGCUGGGAGACCGGCUACGCCUUCGUCUCAGAGCGACUCAUCUACACCUAUAUCCAUAGUACCUAGGUCUUCGCCCAAGCUCCCACCUACGGGCUCUUCGUCUCUUGCUACAGGAGACAUGGUGUCCAUGAUCGUCGAGUCACCUUCUUUCCCGAAGCCUCAAGCUGCGCUGCCGUCUCGUCCAAUAGUGAUGUCGUCUGCAGUAAGGGAGUCAUCUCAGCCUCAAAGGCGAGAACCGGCUCGUCCUCAAAGGCCACCUACCGUAAAAUCUGUGUCUUCUAUGGUGAAAGAAACUAAUCCAUCGGGCGGUCAAUCGGUUGGAGAACGCAAACCACCCAAGAAAGUAUCGAGAUUUCUGACAGAGAGAUCGUAGCUGUUCUUUUAACAUUUAUUUAAUCACUGUCUGUAUCAUUCGUCGCAAUUUACACAACAACUAAACAACCUUGAGUUUGAC